AUGGCCAGCGCAAUAUCCGACCUCUCGAGAACGACAACCGGCAACGACCGCUUCAACGCCGAAGCCGCGGCAUGGGACUGGCAACCUUUCGUCCACCAAGCCAGCAAAGGAGCCGCAGAAGCAAUCAUCAGGAUACUUGAGCAGAAAUAUACAACCCCCGAAAUUACAUCUCUCGACGUCCUGGAACUCGGCUGCGGAACAGGAGUCCUCUCGUUCCUCCUUGCCCCCAAGGUCCGACAAAUCGUCGCCAUAGACGCCGCUCAGGGCAUGAUCGAUGUCCUCAGGAGAAAAUGUGAACAACCCGAACUCCCAAAAAAUAUCCUUCCAUUGGCAUUACUACUAGAAGAUCCCGAAGAUACCAGAUUACCGCCCGCGGAUUGCCAGCAUCCCGGCGGUGAAAGGCAGAGAUUCGAUCUCGUCACGUCACAUCUAGUGCUUCACCAUAUCCCCUCCUUGAGACCCGUUCUGGAAACCCUCCAUGGCUGUCUGAAAAAGGAAGGGUGUGUGAUGCUGACAGAUUUUGAAGAUUUUGGGCCAGAGGCGAAGAGAUUUCAUCCUGCUAGUAAGAUGGUGGGGGUUGCUAGACAUGGAAUUGAUGCCGAUGAAAUCGCGGGACUGAUGAGGGAGGUUGGGUUUGUGGAUGUGGAUGUGAGGGCUCACUGGAGUGAGGAGAAGAUUGUGGAGAGGUAUGAGGGCGAAUUCGGACCCGAGGGGGGGUCCAAGGCGAAGGACGCAGGGGAGAAGAUGAGGUUUCCUUUUCUCGUUUGUCAUGGGGUUAGGAGAUGA
Messenger RNA from Lecanosticta acicola, 786 nucleotides. Lineage: Eukaryota; Fungi; Ascomycota; Dothideomycetes; Mycosphaerellales; Mycosphaerellaceae. The record is from the annotation of a GenBank genome assembly.